Messenger RNA from Drosophila subpulchrella, 2193 nucleotides. RefSeq names its product scaffold protein salvador (gene sav). Lineage: Eukaryota; Metazoa; Arthropoda; Insecta; Diptera; Drosophilidae. Gene Ontology annotation, biological process: apoptotic process; regulation of cell population proliferation; hippo signaling. The transcript is spliced from 3 exons. Gene Ontology annotation, molecular function: molecular adaptor activity; protein binding. The record is from RefSeq and is a predicted model, not a curated record. The coding region runs from base 106 to 1914 and encodes 602 amino acids.
GCUGGCCACCAGCUGAAUAACAAAAAAAUUGACAAUAGCAUAAAAUUAGCUCGGAUAUGGACUAAAACAAAGAAGGCGAACCGAGAUCCGAGGUCCGAGAUCCGCAUGAACUAUCUAACGAUUCUGCUGUGCAACCGAAAACCGACGAUGCUCUCGCGCCGGAGCAAGGAGAAGUCCCAGUCGCACAAGGAGGGCGUGGUGGGGAAGUACAUGAAGAAGGACACGCCGCCGGAGAUCCCGGUGAUCAAUGUGUGGACCACUGACCAGCGGGCCAAGAAGAAGUCCCUGCAGCGUUGUGCGAGCACCUCGCCCAGCUGUGAGUUUCAUCCGCGGAGCUCGAGCACCAGCCGGAACACCUACUCCUGCACGGACUCCCAACCGGACUACUACCAUGCGCGGCGGGCCCAGAGCCAGUUGCCCCUGCAGCCGCACUCCCAUCCCCACUCCUUGCCCCAUCCCUCCCAUCCCCAAGUGCACUCCCACCCUCCGCUGCCGCCCCACCAGAUCCGGGCCAGCAGCAACCAACUGAGCCAGAGCAGCAGCAACUAUGUGAACAUCGAACAGAUCGAGCGGAUGCGCCGUCAGCAGUCGUCGCCUCUGCUGCAGACCACGUCCUCGCCUGCUCCCGGCGCUGGGGGAUUCCAGCGCAGCUACUCCACCACCCAGCGGCAGCACCAUCCCCAUAUGGCCGGCGCGAGCUACGAUGCGGAUCAGGGCCUGCUCAGUGCCUCCUAUGCCAACAUGCUGCAGCUUCCCCAGCGGCCUCACUCGCCCGCCCACUACGCCGUCCCACCGCCUCAGCAGCAGCAUCCUCAGGUCCACCAACAACACGCCUCCACGCCCUUCGGCUCCACGCUGCGAUUCGAUCCGGCUGCCAUGUCUAUCAGGGAGCGACAACCAAGGUACCAGCCCACUAGGUCUCCAAUGCAGCAACAGCAGCAGCUGCAGCACCAGCAACUGGCGGCACACCUGGCCGGCAGCUACUCUAGCGACUCAUACCCGAUCUACGAGAAUCCUUAUCGUGUCUCAUCGAUGCGCGCCACUCAGUCGCAGCGAUCGGAGUCGCCUAUUUACAGCAACACGACAGCCUCAUCGGCCACGCUGGCCGUGGUUCCUCAACAUCACCACCAGGGUCACUUGGCAGUGCCAUCUGGAAGCGGUGGAGGAUCUCUGAGCGGCAGUGGCCGUGGCGGGAGCUCUGGCAGUGUUCGUGGCGCCUCUACCUCAGUGCAAUCUUUGUAUGCCCCGCCCCGGACACCGCCCAGUGCAGUUGGCGGGGCGGGGGGCAGCGCCAAUGGAUCGCUGCAGAAAGUUCCAUCACAGCAGUCGCUCACCGAGCCCGAAGAGCUGCCUCUGCCCCCCGGAUGGGCCACACAGUACACGCUGCACGGCCGAAAGUACUACAUCGAUCACAACGCCCAUACCACGCACUGGAAUCACCCCCUGGAGCGCGAGGGGCUGCCGGUCGGCUGGCGGCGAGUGGUGUCCAAAAUGCACGGCACCUACUACGAAAAUCAGUACACCGGGCAGUGUCAGCGUCAGCAUCCUUGUUUGACGUCCUACUACGUGUACACCACGUCAGCGGAGCCGCCAAAAGCCAUAAGGCCCGAGGCAUCGCUCUACGCUCCGCCCACCCAUACUCACAACGCUCUGGUGCCGGCGAAUCCUUACCUGCUCGAGGAGAUCCCCAAGUGGCUUGCCGUCUACUCGGAGGCGGACUCCUCCAAGGAUCACUUGCUGCAGUUCAACAUGUUUAGUCUGCCGGAGCUGGAGGGCUUCGACAGCAUGCUGGUGCGACUCUUCAAGCAGGAGCUGGGCACCAUUGUGGGCUUCUAUGAGCGCUACCGUCGCGCUUUGAUACUCGAGAAGGCCCGACGCGCCGGCCAGAACCAGAAUCAGAAUCAGAACCAGUGACCAGGUGACGACUGAAUCAGACCACAUACUCGCCAGCAGCUAUAUAUGUAGUUUAUAGUGUCCUGCAAUCGACCUUUAACUUAUUUAACCAUCGACUCACAACAAAUCAGUGCCUUUGACAAGACUAAACGAGGAGGAGGAAGCCAAGCCAAUCCAUGACAGUUCGAGUGCCUUGUUUUAACGUAGAAAUGUGUAACGUUCUAUAUACCCUUUAAUGAGAUUUGAGCUUGGUAUUUGUUUGUAAAAUGUGCAAAUUAAACUGGUUUACUGCUCAUCAUA